AUGGACCAGCGAUUGCCGAAGACGACAGAGGCGGAGCAAAAGAAAACUGAUUCGUUGUCGCUUCCCAAUUCAAGCCUCAAUGCCGACUCCAAAAUGGGGGAGAAUUCUCGUAACGAGCCGAAUGGAGACUCGACCAACAAAAAUGGCGGUGCAAAGCUGGGAUCGGAGAAUCCGCAGUCUUCCGAGGAAGCUCAUCUUGAACAAUUGCAAGCGUCUUUCAGAGGUGGAUCGGGGAGGAAAUCUGUUCAUUGGAGUCCUGACUUGGUGACAGAUUCUGGAGCUUCAAACGGUGGCGAUGGUAACACCGUUUACCUUGACGGAUCUAACCCUUACAUAUCGUCGUCUCCAGCUGGAUCCUCUACUACCGUCUCCUUCAAAGAGAAGGUAGGAAAUGUGCGGGAAUUCCUGGGGAGGUUUGGAAGAAGAGUUGGGGAAGCCACCAAGAAAGCUGAGACCCUUGCCGGCAACACAUGGCAACACUUGAAAACGUCCCCCAGUUUUGCUGAUGCUGCACUAGGAAGGCUUGCCCAAGGAACAAAGGUCUUAGCAGAAGGAGGUUAUGAGAAUAUCUUCAGGCAAACAUUUGAAACUGUUCCCGACGAGGUGCUUCAAAAUUCAUUCGCUUGUUACCUCUCAACAUCAGCUGGUCCAGUUAUGGGAGUGUUAUAUGUCUCCACAGCAAAGCUGGCAUACUCCAGUGACAGCCCUCUUUCUUAUAAAGCAGAUGGGAAAACUGAAUGGAGCUACUAUAAGGUGGUCAUCCCAUUGCAUCAGCUUAAGGCAGUCAACCCUUCGACAAGCAGAACAAAUGCAGCAGAGAAAUAUGUGCAGGUGAUCUCGGUGGAUAAUCAUGAAUUUUGGUUUAUGGGGUUCUUGAACUACAAUGGCGCCGUGGAAUGCCUACUGGAUGCCAUGCAUGCCCAGACCGCUGCAUGA
Molecule: messenger RNA, 936 nt
Organism: Linum trigynum
Lineage: Eukaryota; Viridiplantae; Streptophyta; Magnoliopsida; Malpighiales; Linaceae
Source: the annotation of a GenBank genome assembly